AUGGGUUCAUUUAAUUAUCAUUAUUUUCGUUUGUGGCGAAAGUUUUAUAGAAAAUUAUGGAGAAAAUUGAUAUUUGUUUUGUUGAUAACAUUUUUGACAUUUACAUUAAUUUUUGUCAAACCAAAGGCUAGCGAUGAAUGUGUGUUUAAUGACGAUGAGUGUAAUUAUCAACAGUUUGUUAGAUCCAGACUUUUAUUAUCCGAACCCAAUGUCGACCAAAACUUAACGAUCAGUUCAACAAUAGAUCCUUUGGUUGAAUCGGAAGGAUCUGAUAAAAAAUUUCCCGAAGACUUGUUUACACCCGAACAGCGACGCAAAGGAGCUGUCAUUUUCCAUAUCGCAGGACUUAUCUAUAUGUUUGUCGCUCUCGCCAUCGUUUGCGACGAGUUCUUCAUACCUUCUCUGGAUGUCAUCACAGAAAAGUUGGAUAUCAGUGAAGACGUGGCCGGCGCUACAUUCAUGGCUGCGGGAGGUUCAGCACCAGAAUUGUUUACAUCAAUAAUUGGUGUAUUCAUCAGUUUCGAUGACGUGGGCAUCGGUACGAUAGUUGGGUCGGCAGUGUUUAACAUACUGUUUGUGAUAUCCAUGUGCGCUAUCUUUUCCAAGAGUGUACUAUCACUGACCUGGUGGCCACUCUUCAGGGAUGUCUCCUUCUAUUCAGUGAUUCUCAUAUCUUUAGUUAUCUGUUUCAAGGAUUCACUUAUUCAUUGGUAUGAGGCACUGUUCCUAUUGUUGUGGUACGUGGGAUACGUGACAUUCAUGAAAUAUAAUGAAAUAGUAGAAAAAUAUGUUAAAAAAUUUGUAAAUCGAUCAAAAGUGGACAAAAUUAAAACUGAAAACCCAGAAUCACCGCCGCCUAUGCAGACAAAUCGCAAAAUGUCGACUCCUAUACUUCACGGCGGAUCCAAGUUUCGUCAGGGAGUUCUUCAACUAAUGAUUCAUUCAAUUGAUCCGUUACACGAAGAAACCAUAACAAAUGCGAUGCGAAGUGGUAUAGAUAAAAGUCGAUGCAUUCAUCCUCCCGGUGCCACUACAUGUGUAAACUGUGGUGACAUUGAUAAUCAUAAUUCUAACGGCAACUCUAUCUUUCAUACGGCAAAUAUGGCAAUUAAGACUCAGGAAUACAAUAGUCAAUUGUCUAAACCACAUAACGGCUCGAUUGGCGCACAAAAUACUGAGGAAAGCGACGAACCGGAUGAGCCAUUGGACAUGUCGUGGCCGAAAACUAUGAGAAAGCGAUUUACUUAUGUAUUGUUGGCUCCAAUUAUUUUUCCUCUUUGGUUAACAUUACCUGAUACUAGACGACCUGAAAAGAGAAAAUGGUUUCCAUUUGCAUUUUUGGGAUCAAUUAUGUGGAUUGCAAUAUAUUCAUAUUUGAUGGUAUGGUGGGCUACUUUAGUGGGCACGACAUUUAAGAUGCCCAGUGAAGUCAUGGGUUUGACAUUUUUAGCGGCCGGUACUUCAAUACCAGACCUGAUUACAUCAGUAUUGGUCGCUCGUAAAGGUUUCGGUGAUAUGGCUGUCUCGAGCUCUGUUGGCAGCAAUAUAUUUGAUGUGACUGUUGGGUUACCUCUUCCAUGGUUUCUCUAUACGAUAAUCUUCGGCACCGUUACUGUCAACUCAAAGGGAAUGAUAUGUUCGGUAUUAUUGCUAUUUUUAAUGUUAAUGUUUGUCAUCCUAACGAUUGCAUUAUUCAAGUGGAGUCUCAACGUAGGGAUGGCUAUUGUAAUGUUUAUCUUGUAUUUCAUAUUUAUAGCCAUUUCAUUAAUGCUUGAAAAUAAUACUAUUAAAUGUUCUUCC
Molecule: messenger RNA, 1800 nt
Organism: Oppia nitens
Lineage: Eukaryota; Metazoa; Arthropoda; Arachnida; Sarcoptiformes; Oppiidae
Product: sodium/potassium/calcium exchanger Nckx30C-like
Exons: 8
Biological process (GO): calcium ion transmembrane transport; intracellular calcium ion homeostasis
Cellular component (GO): membrane
Molecular function (GO): calcium channel activity; calcium, potassium:sodium antiporter activity
Source: RefSeq, a predicted model, not a curated record